This is a messenger RNA of Salvia splendens (bonfire salvia), 1264 nucleotides long. RefSeq names its product syntaxin-112. Gene Ontology annotation, cellular component: endomembrane system; SNARE complex; plasma membrane. The transcript is spliced from 3 exons. Gene Ontology annotation, biological process: intracellular protein transport; exocytosis; vesicle fusion. Lineage: Eukaryota; Viridiplantae; Streptophyta; Magnoliopsida; Lamiales; Lamiaceae. The coding region runs from base 199 to 1077 and encodes 292 amino acids. Gene Ontology annotation, molecular function: SNAP receptor activity; SNARE binding. The record is from RefSeq and is a predicted model, not a curated record.
UGCCAAUAUAUUACCGCUCAUCCUAACGGCCAAAAUAGGUUUACGCAAAAUAUAGUUUCAUUUAAAUUCGGGAACUCUCUUGCCUUGGAGCAUUAUCGUCUGAGAUCACCAUCCCUUUCUUUCUCUUCGAAAAGUUUGCUGUUCAAGUCAAGCAUAAAUCAAUUUCACUCUCCAAUUUCAUCACUCUGAAGCGGGAAGAUGAAUGACCUAAUGACGAAGUCGUUUCUAAGUUACGUCGAUCUGAAGAAACAAGCGAUGAAGGAUCUCGAAGCAGAUGUCGAGAUGGGGCAACUCCACCCUUCCCACGAAUUAAACCUCUCCAAAUUCUUCGAACAAGUAGGCGCAGUCAAGUCCGAGAUGGACGAAAUCACCAACCUCCUCCUCCAUCUCCAACACCUCAACGAAGAGACCAAAUCAAACCAAAGCUCAAAAAUCCUCCGAGGCUUUAGGGAUCAGAUCAACUCUGACAUGGUCACGGUGCUCAGAAAAGCCAAGAGCAUCAAAUCCCGGUUGGAAUCCCUCGAUAAGUCCAACGUGGCUAAUCGGAGCCUCUCCGCGGAGUACAGACAGGGGAGCCACGUGGAUCGCACGAGGACCGGCGUAACACACGGAUUGAGGAUCAAAUUGAAGGAGAUGAUGAAUGAUUUUCAGUGUUUGAGGGAGAGGAUCGUUGAGGAACAUAGGGAAGGGGUUAAGGCGAGGUAUUGCAGUGCCACGGGGGAGGAGCCGAGCGAUGAGAUGGUUGAGAAGAUGAUAUUGGAUGGAGGGGUUGUGGUUGAUGGGAAAGGGGAGUUGUUUGAAGAGAAUCGGCAGAGGCACGGGGCAGUGGCGGACUUGCAGAAGAGCCUGGUUGAGCUGCAUCAAGUUUUUCUUGAUAUGGCUGUGAUGGUUGAGGCUCAGGCUGACAAUUUGAACAACAUUGAGCAGAAUGUGGUGAGUGCUGCAAAGGAUGUGAGGGGCGGUGCGAAGGAGCUCGAUCGUGCUAAGCAGAUGAAGAGGAGGAGGGCUUGUGCCUGUUGGAUUGGAGUGGUGCUGCUGGUGUUCAUGUUGGUGUGCCUCAUUGCCAUUUUCUUCUGAUUUUUGAGAAUGAGUUUUAGGCUUAGGGAUUGAAGUGAAAGUGUGCAAUUUUGCCUUGAUGAUUUCUAUUCAUCAUUUAUGGUUUCAUGAGAAGCUGUUUUUUUCUUCUUUUUUGCUGUUUUUCAAGAAUGUAUGCACUCAGUGUGUUGAAUACAACAGCUUCGAGAAUUUUGAGUGUUGAUAGAUA